UUGAGAGUUAAAAAUUGUUUAGACUGAAAACUUACCGUUGACUUGUAACUUGUUGUAGCAGUUGAACUACAAAAAGAAAAGAGAAAAAAAAAACAGAGCAACGAAUCCAACAUCACCAACAAACACACAAACUGUCUGUCCUCUUGUCUUAUUCGUCAUCUCUUCUGCUCUUCUCUUGAUCCUUGAGAAUGGCUCUGAACAGUGAGUCUUCGGAAGAAUUUAGUUUUCCAUUGCUUGCUUCCCAAGAUUCUUCCCAAACUUCCGGCACCGAUUCACCUCCACUGUGGAAACACUCGCCGGAGAAAACCCGCCGGGGAUAUGAAGACGGGAGAUUAAUCAUCGGAAGAUACGAUGAUGACAGUCAGAGGAAGAGCUUCUCUUAUGUGGAAACGAGAAGUCUUUGGAACGUUAAUGCAGAGGAGAAAAUGGAUAUGUUGUGGGAAGAAUUCAACGAAGAACCGCCGCCGCCACCGAGAAGCCAGAGUCUCAGGAUCUAUCUCGGCGGAGAUAAAAAAUCGUCUUUGUUUCCCGACGAGAGCUCCGCCGUGGGGUGCGGUAUGAAGUUAACGAAGAAGAGACCGGCAACGAAGAUGAAGAUGAGUACGAACGUGUUGGUGUUAAUGAGGGUAUUGAAGAAAAUUCUUGUUAUUCGGAGUUCGUCUCAGAGAUCACUAGCGAAGACUCAUCCACGGUGAUCUCACCGUGAUAAUUUUUGAUUGAGGGGUUUUUAUGUAGAAUUCAUAAAUUACGGGGCUUUUGUUGAGAACAAAAAAAUAAAAUAAUAGCCUGAAAAAAUAACAUUUGUAGUUUGAUUGGUUCA
Messenger RNA from Brassica oleracea var. oleracea, 820 nucleotides. RefSeq lists its product as uncharacterized. The record is from RefSeq and is a predicted model, not a curated record. Lineage: Eukaryota; Viridiplantae; Streptophyta; Magnoliopsida; Brassicales; Brassicaceae. The transcript has a single exon. Bases 189 to 695 code for a protein of 168 amino acids.